Molecule: messenger RNA, 1046 nt
Organism: Prorocentrum cordatum
Lineage: Eukaryota; Dinophyceae; Prorocentrales; Prorocentraceae
Source: the annotation of a GenBank genome assembly
CGGAGGCGUGUCGUGCAGGCACUCGUUCCGCCCCACGCUGGACAUGGUGGCCAUCCAGGUGAACCACACCUGCCAGCUCGACAGCGACACCCUCACUGGCCUGGCCAUCCAAGGCGACAUCUUCGCGCGCCGCGAGCGGCUGCUCCGGGAGAUCAUGCUCGUCGACAAGUGCACCUGGGAUGACGCCCACGAGAGGCUGAUCGAGAUGGACGUCGUCAACGAGGAGUUCUACUGGUUCCAGACUCUGCCCUACAGGCUGGGCUUCAGCCUUGCCGUGGCAGGCGGACUCGCCUCCUGCGUGUUGGUCUUCAGCAAGACGUGCUCGCUGCCCUACGCGCGGGGCGUUGACCUUCCUGAGGGCGUCCAGGACAUCUCCGAGAUGACCUAUAACCAGGUCGGCACGUGGACUUGGGCGUGGAUGGAGCCUAUGAUCGGGAGGGGACGGCGAGUUUCCUCCUCUUGUGCAUGCAGUUCUGCCGCGCUCAGUCCGUCAAGAUGCAGAUGGCCACGUACACCGAGGCGAUGCUGGGGUGGCGCUCCGACCGCCUGGCGCGCAAGUUCCCGCAGUACGACGGAUGGGGGCUAUCGUGCGCGCAUGGGGGAGAACGAUGCCCGUGGUGGGCAUGAAUUUCAUGCCCCGCUACAGGCGCCAUAUGCUGACCGCCGAAAACAGGAGGCAGAACUUCCGGGGCCGCUCGGACUGGGCCCAGGCUUGACGCGUUCGAGGCGCGCGCAGGAUGUGGAAUGGUGCAGGAGGAGGACUCGCUUGCGAUCUCUAGGGUCCCCCCCCGCAGCGGCCCUUUGGGCGGCAAGCGGGCUUGUUUCCCUUGAGCCGGGGGGCGCCGGCCUGUCCCGCCGACUCGUGGCCGCGGCGUCACCUGCGUGCACGCGCGAGCAUGGCGAGGCGGAGCUUUUUCCGAUGGCGCUCGGGGCAACCGCCCUCGUGUGGUUGCAAGUGUUGACGGGGAGAAUCGAGGAUCGAGGGCAGCACCUAGCACGACCCGCGGCCUGCCCGACACGCCCGCGGCGGCACCGUGCAGAAUGAA